AUGCUCGAGGCAGACAACCAGCGGACUAGAGGCCAGAGGAAUCUUUGUUCGCAGUCGUCAUGCUGGGAGCAGGUUGCUCCGCACGGCGCAGACCCAGGACACACUAACCCCCUUUACACAGCUCAUGAAUUCUGCCCGAUGCCACAUUCCACCAUGCGAGUGUGACACUUCCAAGUGUUGCGUCGUGCUUUUUUUCCUGUCGCGCUUCCGAGUGCCCCGACCGAGGGAACACCGAGCAAAGUGUGGGCUGCCCUCGUGUAGGCUUCUGUACCGAGUGUUUACCAAUCUCCCCGGCUGUUGUGUCUGACAAACUUUGCUGUGCAUCGCGGCCGUCCCGGCACCGUCAACACAGUGCAGGAUGGAUGAACUGAUUUGUUGUCGCUCCGGGUGUGUGGUGGUCGUGUUGUAGACAAGAAGUGCCGAGCUGACGUUUUGCUUGUUGUUUACGAAGCAGAUCGGAAACAAAACAAUGGCGGGAGCAAAGCCAGGGGUACAUGUGGUGCAACUCAAGCCCAUCUCGGUGCCAGAAGAUCUCCUGAGGGGGAACAAGUUCAUAAUGUGGAACGAUAAUUCAACCAUCGGGAACCCCGUGACGCUGAAGGUUGGAAAAGGAUAUUUUCUGUACUGGAGAGACCAGAACAAGGAGAUGGACUGCCUGGAUAUUUCCGUGAUCAGGGAUACCCGAACGGGGAAGUACGCCAAGGUGCCGAAGGAUUCCAAGCUGAAAGAUUCGCUGAUGAUCGGCCGGCAGGACAUCGCACUGGAGGACAAGACGGUCACUAUAUACCAUGGCAAUGACAUGGUCAAUGUAGAUGUUGUCAACUUUGUCUGCUCCAGCAGAGAUAUAGCCCAGCUUUGGACAACAGAGCUGCUCAAGUACUCCGUCAACCUGCUGAGCAUGAACAACUGCUCACUGUCCUUCUUGCACAAGUGGUACACCCGUACCAUGCUUAUGCUGGGCACUGAUGGCAAAAUUCCAGUGAAAAAUAUUAUCAAACUGGUAGCCAACAACAGAGAGGACAGACGGAGAGUGGAAAAAGCACUGGAAGCUGCUGGACUUGCAUCUGGAGCAGGUGAUUCAAUAGAUCCAAACCAAAUGACGUUUGAGAAGUUCUUCAAUUUCUAUCACAAGUUGAUUGCCAGAGAUGAGGUGGACAAAAUCUUUGCCGACAUAGGAGCAAAGAAGAAACCAUACCUGACAGUGGAGCAGUUCACGGAUUUUCUAAAGGACUCACAGCGGGAUCCACGACUGAAUGAAAUUCUUUACCCUUUUCCAACCAAAGCUCGAGCUCAGGAGAUUGUCAGCAAUUAUGAAAGCAAGUCAGGCAUGGCACACAGAGGACAUCUGUCAUUGGAAGGUUUCUUAAAAUUCCUAAUGUCAGAGGACAACAACUUGAUACCAGGGGAUAAACUUGACUUGAGUGAAGACAUGAGCCAGCCUCUAGCCCACUAUUUCAUCAAUUCUUCUCACAACACAUACCUUACAGGUCAUCAGUUGACAGGAAAAUCUUUAGUGGAGAUGUACCGCCAAGUGUUGUUAAGUGGCUGUCGAUGCAUCGAACUAGACUGCUGGGAUGGCAAAACAGAUGAAGAACCUAUGAUAACACAUGGUUACACCAUGUGUACUGAUAUUCCCUUUAAGGAUGUUAUAGAAGCCAUAGCAGAGAGUGCCUUCAAGACUUCAGACUUCCCUGUGAUUCUUUCAUUUGAAAACCACUGCAGCCCUCGACAGCAAGCAAAAAUGGCUCAUUACUGCAGAACAAUCUUUGGUGAGAUGUUGCUUGAUGCACCAUUGGACUCCCACCCAUUGAAACCAGGUGUCCCACUACCCAGCCCUAAUGAUUUGAAACGGAGAAUCAUAAUAAAAAAUAAAAAAAAGCAUGUGCACAAAGAAGCUCAUACUACUAAAUCAAGUUCAUCAGGUACUAAAGAGUCUUCAAAAUCCAAAGUUAUGUCUGAAAGUGAAGACAACAAAGCAAAAGCCAUCGCAGAAGCUGAGGAUGCAGCUGGUGAAGCAGACGUUGUAACAACCACGUCAGGACGGAAAGCCAGUGGAACAGAGUCAUCGCCAACACAUGGUCCUUUGAUGAAGAACAUGUCCAUCAGCAGCUAUGGGGAGAAGGCAGAUGACCUCUUUGAAAGUGAAAGUGAUUCAAGUGACAGCGAUGAAGAGAUAUCAUCAGCAGAAUUAUCGGAAGAAGAGAAAAAGAGACGACAGCGAGUAAAAAGGGACAAGGGUACAGCUGGUAAAGAAGCAGAAGCAGCUUCUGAGAUGUCAGCCUUGGUCAACUACAUUCAGCCAAUCCACUUUCACUCCUUUGAAGCAUCAGAAAAAAGGAACAAAUCAUAUGAAAUAUCCUCUUUUGUGGAGACACAGGGAACAAGUUACUUGAAAGAAUUUCCUGUAGAUUUUGUCAAUUACAACAAGAGGCAACUGAGUCGGAUAUACCCAAGAGGAACAAGAGUAGAUUCCAGCAAUUUCAUGCCUCAGGUUUUCUGGAAUGCUGGCUGCCAGCUUGUGGCACUUAAUUUUCAGACACUUGACCUAGCUAUGCAACUAAAUCUUGGGAUUUUUGAAUACAAUGGACGCUCAGGAUACAUCCUAAAACCUGACUUCAUGCGCCGCUUUGACAGACAUUUUGAUCCCUUUGCUGAAUCUACUGUUGACGGCAUCGUUGCUGGAACGGUGUCUGUCAAGAUUAUAUCUGGUCAGUUUCUGUCAGACAAACGAGUUGGUACCUAUGUUGAGGUUGACAUGUAUGGCCUACCAACUGAUACAGUUAGGAAGAAGUUCCGUACUAAAGCAGUCUCUAGCAAUGGCUUGAACCCAGUGUAUGAUGAAGAGCCAUUUGUCUUCAAAAAGGUUGUGUUGCCAAAUUUAGCUACUCUUCGACUGGGGGUUUAUGAAGAAACAGGCAAGCUCAUUGGCUUUCGUAUCUUGCCUCUAGAAGGUCUUCGACCAGGUUACCGCCACAUCCCUCUGAGGAACGAAUGCAAUCAGCCAUUAAUGCUGCCCACCCUCUUUGUGUUAAUCAGCGUUGGAGACUACGUGCCUGACCAACUUGCUGCUUAUGCAGAUGCUCUGUUGAACCCUAUCGCCUACAUCUCAAAACUAGAGAAGCAUGCACAUCAACUGGAGAUUCUUACAGAGGACUUUGAUAGUGAUGAAGAGCGUCUUCCGGAUGAUUUAGCUGAUCAGUCUGAUUAUAAAGCAGGCAAACGCAGGCCUACUAUCAAAACCUCAAGACAGAGUGACCAGAGCUCAAAAGAAGAGACGAUGGAGAAACUUUCAAGGACCUGUACUCAGGAGGUGGAGGAACGAGAAAGAGGCGAUGAAGUUGAUGGUCUAUCACCAAUAAAGACUUUAGAAGAAAAAAUGCAGCAGCGGCAGAAUUCUGUAAAUCGUGCUGCCCGCAGAGUGGACAUGAGCCCUACGGGUGAACAGAAUCCUGGGGGAAUACAGCCUGGUCGUCCAUCCUUGAAUCGCAUGACAUCAACUGGCCAUAUGGGCGUCAGCAAACAAGAGAGUACCCAGUCAGUUUCAAGUCAGACCAGCAAUAGUUCAGGAAGGUACCUGAAGUUGUCAGACGCAAAUCUUCAGUUGUUACUGUGUGGAAAUCCUAUGCAUAGAAUGCAAUCAACGUAUCUGGGAGAAAAUGGGUCAGUAGGAUUUGCACAAAACUCAAAACUGAAUGACCCAGCUAUCCUUACCCCAACACCUUUAGAAGAAUUAAAGACAUGUAAAGCAUUCCAGAAAGCUCUGGCCAAGAGAGAUAAGGAGCUGGAAAAUCUUCAGCGCAAACAUGAAAAGGCCCGGGAAAAUCUCCGAGAGCAGCAAUUGCUGCAGCUGGACAAGCUGAUUAGAUCCCAGACGCGCGACCGCAUUGCUCUUGAGAAGUCGCACACAAAAAGUCUGAAAAAAAUUGCAAAGUGUGGCAAAAAUGUGGAAGAGAAGCAGCUUGUUUUCAAGGGAGAACUGCAGGAAAUGCUUAAUACCCAGGACCACCAGCACCGAGAGAUGAAGUAUCAGCAUAUCCAGAAAUAUGUAGCUCUGACAAGAGAUCAGUACCAGGCAGAAAUGGAUCUCUUCCUGCAGCAUCACGAACCUGUCUAUGAGGCUCUUGCUGCUGUCAUGGCCAGCAAUCAUGAGUGCCAUCAGAAAGCGCUGGAUGAGGUCCAUGGCCGGGAUGUGGUGGAGCUGCAGAAAGCUAUGGACCCUCAGUUUCGAGAGCAGAUGAAGAUGUUGGCCAAGAAGCACAAGGACAAGCAGGAGUUGUCAAGAAUUAAACGUGAAGCACAGCAAAAGCAUGUUGGAGCUGUAGUCACUGAAAGGCAAAGGCUGAAAGAUAUCUUGGCCAAAAGGAAGGAAGAUUUACAGAGGAAACUAGAAGAAGUAUGCAAAGAGGCUGAACGUGAUAAGGAACAGGCUAAAGCCCGUUACCUUGAAGAGUAUAAUGAGAAGUGCGAGAAGCUUCAGGAGAGGCUAAAGGCAGAAGUGCAAGCCCUUGGCAUGGAUGGAGAUGACAUUGAUGAUGACAAUGCAAACCAUAAUCCCUUCCCAGAAUCCAGCAGUGCUACUCGCCCCACCUCACUUCUUGACAAUGGACUGGAUAAUUCUCCAAGCAAAAUGAAAGGUUCCUACGUGUCCAUCAUCACUGUGAAUGGCUCAGACAGUCAGGUGUGCAGUCCUGUUUCAGAGACAAGUGGCAAAAUCUCACCUGACCAAGAGGACCCCAGCAGUGAGAAUGUGUCAGCCAGUGGCAAAGUGAACAGUCAAGAAGAGUUGACGAGCAUGUGAAUAUUAUGUCAAGUAGAGACAUUUACCCAAGACAUCUCUUGCAGUGUUUGUGACUGACACUUUAGUACACAAAAGUCAGUCAUGAUCUGGAUACAAUUUAUGACAUUCUUUACUUCAGAGUGUCAGCAGGUGACUGUUGCCACAAAAGUGCAGUCUGUUACAGGUUUUUACUGUCUGUGCAUUGUUGAUGGUUACUGCCAUCAGGGGAGACUGUAACUGAGGUACCUUCUUCAGUAGUCAAAUUUUGUCAAAUAUGUGACUAAGUUUGGAACAAAUUUUAUGUAGUCAUCUUGUAAAACUUUUCCAAACAUUUUCAUAUAUGUCUGGCUAAGGAGGCCCUUAAAGAUGAUGCAUGAUAACUCAUUGUGGAAAUAUUUUUUAUAGUAACUUAUGCAGAACUGGCAUUUUCUUGUGAUAAUCUUGAUAAGUUCAAGACUUAACUACAGCUGGAUGUGAUAAUGAAAUUGAUUUCUGACUUUGGUGGUUAUAUAGUACUUCUGCAAAUAACAUUUUUGUGUAUUGUGAAGAUAAAAGGACACUUUUCUGUGCUGUCAAGAAUAUUAUAAAAUGGCUCUUAGCUGUUCUUUAAUUUUCCUUGACUGUAGGUGUAAUUAAAAUAUGACAUUUUUUUACGUCGAUUACUUUUGCUUGUAAUUUAAUAUUUUGUGAAAAAUUUAAGGGUCAAAAAGAAAUUUAUGAAGAUGGACUAAACUGGAAUUUUUCAAUAUUUUGUAAUCAAAACCAGCAACUGGGCAUUUCUGUACAUGCAUUUGUCUGUUUUGUUGUACCUCUGUUUGUAUUUCUUGUUUACCGAUACCAUAAUAUUUUCUUGCAUUCCCUUUAUUGCGCUUGUGCAGUUAUUCUCAAGAUGAAGUGCAGAAACAUAUUCCAGUAAGUGCAAAACUUUCUAAAGUUGAGAUUUGUCAAGUGUUGUGGCCUGGAGGCAUGCUAUCUUCUCUCAGGAAAUCAUUCUCUUGUAAAGAUAUUUUGGCUGUAAUACACCACACCAAUCAGUCUUUAAAGUGCGGAGAAAGGCUUAAUUAAUUUGCACUGUAUUUUUGCUUGAGACUUUUCAGUAUGCUAUGCCAAGCGCCUAAGAUGUGUACACACUAAUGAUGCGCAUUUAUUUGUCAUAGUAUAGGCCAUAGAACAAUGCAUUUUUAGUAAAAGAUUUCAUUCUGUAAAAUGAAAUAUGAGACACUGCAUAUUUAGUAAAAGAAUUCAAUAUGUAAAAUGAAAUAUGAGAACAUGAUCUCACUCUAAAAAAAAGUAUUUUAGUAGUUUCAGAUAAUAAUUAGGUGUAAAUAAUAAUAGGUGUGUAUUUUGUGUAUUCAGUAGAUGCCAUUGAUACAUGGCUAAUCAAAAGUCGGCCUCAGCUCUUUAAAUUGUCUUACUUUUAGAAGGGUAAAAAGUGUCAAAAAAUAAUGCUUUUGGGCAAUCAAACUUAACAGAAUGUGAGAGAGGGGGUUCUUCCUUUUUUUUUUUUUUUUUAAUUUGCUAUUUGCAAAAUCACCAGUACUAACCUCCAAUUCUCUUUGGCCAGAGCGAGCUCAUAUUUCAUGUCUACUAACCUUGACUGAUGAGGUGAUUUGCAAUCUCUCUCCCCUACCCCACCCACCUCUCUCUCUCUCUUCUGUCUAGCACUCACUGAAGGCAUUGUUGACUUCACAAUGGAAGAAAACCUGCUAUAAUUCUUUUGUUUCUUAAAAGAAAAAAAGGCAAAGAUCGGCAUUCUGGGUGCGUCUGCCAAACCCAGAUAUGAUUCAGGAGACUCCACUCCUUAUGCUUUGUUUAUAAAAUCCUAACCUCGUUUUUUUCAUUUGCUUGCACUUUUUGCAUUUUUUUGUAUUAAGUCUUUUACACCUAUCCUGACUAGUUCAAGAAAUGGCCAAGCACAAUAACCAAGUUUUAUUGAUAAUUUAAGAGGUAUACUUCUUUAUUAUUCUUUUAGUUUGGUCCACUGUUUCUUUGUGAUGGAAAUUUCAUUGAAGAAAGCACCAGUUGGGGAAUACUUUAUUUUUGUAAAUGUUGUUAACUUUGUUAUACAAGUUCUUGUUCUGUAUACAGAACUGGUUGCAUGCAAUACUAUUAUUCUUGUGUCAGGUAGGUAUUUGAUAAUGGUGGCCAUGAAUAGUUAAUGAUUAUUGCAUUAUGUAGACAUCCUCAUAAGAUGCCUUAUAGACUGGUGCUUGCUAGUCUGCCAUCUUCCAUCACCAGGUGUGAGGUGCUUUGAUUGAUUGUUGUUGCUUCCAUGCCAUUAAAAAUUAUAGAGGCAUGUAAAUGUCUAGGUGAAAAGAUCGGAUAUAUUUUAUAAGACUUUUAAGAUUCUGAAACCUUUGGAGUUGGUUCCCCCCACCACCACACACACCCCUAACAUUAUUUCCUCCCCUACCCCCGUCGGUGGUAGCUCAUUGGUUACACAUGAUUCAGUUCUGUGUGUAACCAGAUACUCUUGAAAAUAGGUGGAAGAAACUGUGAUCAAAUCAUGGUAGAGGAGGGUUGGCUGGAGGCAGAAAUGGAUUGCACAGCUGAUCACUUUUUCUUUGCCUAUAUAUAUAAAUAUAGAGUAUUGAUCUGGAGGACCCAAAGAACCAAAGAGAUGUAAACAUCAAGACAGAAACAUCCCAGUCCCUGGACAUUCCCUUCCAUGACUCAAUAACUGCCCUUCCUUAGCAUCAGGGUACAAUACUAUGAACAGCAAUGCCCAUUUUCAGAAGCCAUAGCUACUAAAGAGCUUUAAUAUGUACAUUGGUCUCAGUUCAGGCUGAUGCCUUGACCACUGUCCAAGCUUUUUUUUUUGGGUUGUUAUGGCCAUCUUUUCUUUAGCUCUGACCUUUUGACAAUUAUUACCAUGUGUUGUGGUUUCUCCCAAGAUGGUGAUGUGUACUGACUACAGGUUAUCUUAAAUACAUGACUGUUUACCUCAUGCACCUUCAAAGGUACGGAGAAAGAACAAUUAGCUAUGUGGCAGUCAUAAGUAUGAAUAACUGGUCAGCUUGUCUUUAACGUUUUAAGUCAUUCCAUGUAGCAUGCAUCUAGUUGGUUAUGACUCUAAUUUCAACUGCUUGACACCUUAACACUUUAUUCUGUUAUUCUCAGACUGCAACACCUGACCAUGAUGUUGAUUGCCUUUCCUGGCUUUCUUCCACUCACAGGUUUGAGUCAUCUAGUUACAUGAAUGCAGUGAGACUUCACUGCUUGGUUUUUUUGUGCAGUAAUGCAGAGAUUGUGGAUUGUAUGCGAAAGGACCAACUCUUACUUAAAAACAGGCUUUUAGCAUCUGUCCUGUUUGCAUGAAAUAAGUGUGUAAAGAUCAAUAUUCAAGGGUGUGUUAUAAGUGUGUUUGGAGAAACAUUUUAUAAUUAUUGCUUUGCAAGGAGGAGGAGAAUAUUCAUCCUUCAGGAUUGUUAUAGCAGAAGUGCCCCUGUUGCAUGGUAAUUACAUUUCAAUUAUUUUUGUAUCAUGUAGCUCACUCCCAUGAAUGUUUCUUUUCCUUCCCUUGCAUUUCCAGGACGUGUGUAUCCUGCAGUGUUCACAUUCCUAACUCUGUGUGUGUGUAUAUAUAUAUAUCUCAGUACUUUUAUAUGCUAUGUGAAUUAUUACCCUUCAGGACCUCGAGCUUUCAUGUUUGUGUCAAAUAUCUUCUGAUAUACUUUAGCAUGUUGUUGAGAAGUACUCAAAAGCACAACCUGUCUUCUAAUACAGUGUGUUGUCGAGAAGUACUCAAAAACGGACCCUACCCAUCUUGCAUUAUUGGUGUUGUAUGGGAAAAGAAGGGAGUAUUUGGACCUUUGUACGCCUUUGUGUAUAUUAUGUAUUUCAAGGUUAGGAUCUCCUUUUUUUUUCCAAUGCAAAUUUUCAGAUGCAAAAGAGUUUGAGAUUAUCAGCUCAUUCGAUGGUGUUCAUUCUCUUUAGUAAAGGAGCAUUUUAAGCUGUGUGACAUGGUUGUGAUAUGUAUAUUAGACAGUGAUUUUGGUUCUUUUCAUGUAUGGCAAUAAUAAUUUUGUUAUACAUUUUGCAUGUGUGAGUAUAUGUAACAUUCAUUUGUGGAUAACCAAAAUUUGAUUUGUUAUGUAGCUUUUAUGUUUACAUAAGUGCUGCACAGUUCUUUUUGUUGUUUUUUUGUGACUCUUGGGUUUUUUAAAAAUUAUUAUUUUCCUCUGCAUGUGUGUGUGUGCAUGUGUUGGGGAAGGGGAAGGGUAGCAUUUUAUUCUUGCAUGUUUAAGAAUAGUGCACAUGUUCCGAUGCCUGCCAUUAUCAUACAUCACUUUACUUGGAGGUGAGUUACAUUCAUGAAGUCUCAUAAUCCAAAUGAAGAAGUCACUGCCUUGUACCUCCAGCAUCAAAGGCUUUUUUGUGGAAGUUUUAAAAGCCCAAACAGAGAGAGAGUGCAGAACGCUUCAUUCUUUCACACCUGGCACCAUAAUAUUUUUGUAAAAUGUCACUUUAUUUUGAGAUUUUCUGCCUGAAAAUUGUACAAGAGUGUUUUCUAUAAUAUUUAUCAAAUAUUCAUGCACUGUUAUAGAAGUUUAUUAGUGCAGUGCGUGCCCAGCUAUGGUCUGAAGUUUGGGGGAUAUAUUUAAAACAGAACUUUUCUAAACUUGUUCAAGUUCCUUCCAGCGUCACCUGAAUUUAAAUGAAAAAUAAACCCUUUGGAGCUACAUUUCCUCAGAUGUUCAAUACCUUAUUCUGUGUGUUCAUGUUGAACUAUCAUUGAAGUGAAAAUGCUUUUUGCUCAAAGUAUUGGAAGUUAAUUACAAAUGUAUGUAAAGGCAUGUGAAGAAUUAGAACAUUUGUUCUUUUGGAAAUUUUUGUGCAUUUUCAAAUUGUAUAAGGAAACUUGUAUUCAGCGUAAUAUUUUCUGUGAAAUCUGCAUUCACUUUGAUCAAUUUAUCAGUCACAUACACCUACCUUGCUGAAUGCAGGCAGUCAUACAGACAGGCAGUGAUGGCACUAUUCAACUUGCAAACCUGUUCAAACUUUAGCUACAUGUCAGUCAUGUGCCUUUCUGUGCACAAGUAAUAUUGUUAAUGUUAAGUGUGUUUAUUUUUGUGGUUUGUACAUUUUGUACAGUACAUCUACCAAAAUGUGAUACAUAUUUAAAAUAUUUGCAAAGCAGAAUGGCAUUGCAAUUUAUAUAAACUUGAAUUUAUCUUUAUAAACUGAGCAAAAUAGAUUGUGUACUAUUGUACUACUCCUUACAGAUUAUCAUGCAUUGAGAGUGCUAGAAAACCAAAUGCUGAUCUCCAGUUUUGUUGGAAUGUAACAUAAAGGCUUCUUCUGCCCAUGAAGCAACCAAUAAAUAAAGCCUUCCAUGUAUUUAAAAACUAGCUCUAAAAGAGACAUUUGGUGGAGACAGGCUUGCUAUUAUUAUGUCAGUAAUGAUUAGUAUGGCUUCAGCUGUACUUUGAGCUCCAAGUCUAAGGGUCUUGAAGCACAAACUUAGGCCAUUUUUACACUUUGUUGAUUUCCUCAAAAGGAGAAGAAUGGGGAUAAGUGCUAGUUUAUACAAGACAGAAAUGUCAAUAGUUAAUGCCUUUUUUUUCCUGGUCUUGGGAGGAAGUUGUAGUGUUUGGAAUUACUUUUGAUUUUUAUGAACUGUUUUGUUGAAGGAUGGGGUUAUGUAUUAAUAUUGAGAAAACAUUUUAAUGUUUCAGGUAAUUGCAGAUUUACCAGUCCUGCAUAGUAUGCAGAGACCUGUGUCAUUGAACAAUGGUUUUUGUUUUUGUUAUUUUAUUUUUUUCUGUUUUUGGUUUUGUUUUGUUUUUUAUGGUGGGAUAUGUAUGUCAUCUGACCAUGUCAAAACUUAAAAGGUACUAAAAUAUAAGAAAGUUUGACCUUUCCCAAAAGAAUCAUUAAAUCCAGAUUUCACUUAUCUGUAGUACAAUUUCAAUACUAUGCUGUUUAAAAGCAAAGAGACAAGUUGAAGAAUUUUUUUCUCUAUACCUGAAAAUGGCAAGAUUUGUAACCAGUGAUGUGUGACAUUGAAUUAUGUUCAUUAAGUUAUAGCAUAUCAGCCAAACCUGCCUGUAUUAUAGCAUAUUGGCCAAACUUGUCUGUAUAUCACUAAUCAGAUAGAAACAAAAUGUGGUACAAGUGAACUCUGUAAAUUGUGUGUCACUUACCAGAAAUAUUUGUCUAAAGUAGUCCAGUUAUAUUGAAAGUGUGUUGAUACUGUAAUUAAAAACAUGUUGUUUUAGGAUACUUGGAUUAAAUUUAUUUUUUGAGUGAAACAGUAUGACUGUUGGUUUAAAAUUUGUUGCACCAUGCAUUUAUAAUUGAAAAAAAUAAUAGGUUUUCACUUUGAGUACCUUUUUUUCUUGAUUGUAAUGUGUCUCCACAGAAUUUUGUUUUCCUAUCAUUAAAUGAAGGAAUCCUUUCACAUGCAUUUAUGAGUGCACACACGUGCUGACGUGCACAUCAUGCAUCACUCAUGUUCAUAUUGACAGCCAUUUUGUGAUAUGCACACCAUCAUUUUCAGACAAUCUGAGGAUGGGACCAUUCCUAGUUUGCGUCUGCUUUCAUAUGGUAGAGCAGACUAUUGUGAGAAAGAGGCAAAGGAAUCAGUGCCUGACCAAAGCAUCAGAAAUAUUUCAGUUAAUUCUAUGCUAGUCUUUUUUUUUCUUUUUAGGCUGAAGAAUUUCAAAGGAUUUUGUUUGUGGAAAGCAGAUAAACAGCAACUUUCAGCUAGUAUGAAAACAUACAAAUGGCAUACUCAAAAGAAUUACUUAUAUAGUUUAAUAACAGGCUACAUACUGAUAAUGAUAUAUGCCAUAUACUGUACCAUCACUGUACUGCAAACUGCGUUAUGAAAUUUGAAGUCACUAUCAAAUAUUUUAAGUGAUGGAGUUUUUUGGAAAGCAUGUUGGAUGGUCUUGCUAAUUCAUAAAGAAUUGAUGCCCAACAUAUAAA
Molecule: messenger RNA, 11710 nt
Organism: Pomacea canaliculata
Lineage: Eukaryota; Metazoa; Mollusca; Gastropoda; Architaenioglossa; Ampullariidae
Product: 1-phosphatidylinositol 4,5-bisphosphate phosphodiesterase classes I and II-like
Biological process (GO): phosphatidylinositol-mediated signaling; lipid catabolic process
Molecular function (GO): phosphatidylinositol-4,5-bisphosphate phospholipase C activity; calcium ion binding
Source: RefSeq, a predicted model, not a curated record